UUUUUUUUUUUUUUGCGUCAGUUUAAAAAUAGCAUCCUGCAAAAAUGAACCAUCCUCACCCAGGAUUCCUUGCAAACUACAACAGCCUAACAGACAAGCACCUAUCAAGUUAUUUCAGCAACACCAGGAUAAGACGUCACCUACAGAGAACAGGGCUGAUCUCCAGAAGUGGAAGGAUAAUAUCAGAGAAGGAAUACCGCUUAAAUACCAUGAAGAAGGAUCACCAGAAGUAUAUCCGGGAAUGUUUGGCUCAGGCCAUAUUUCACAAAGUCCUUGACAUGGAACGUCAUCACCAGGUUGACAUAAAAAGAAAUCUUGAAAAUUUGGUGAAGAAAGAGCGCAUUCAAAGACUAAAGGUGGAACGAUCAAGAAGGUCAGCAGAAGAUACAAAUUUCCCGCUUUCUCCACACCCACCCACUGCACCAAAGAAGCAUUUUGGACGCCGCAAAUUAGGUGACAGAGGACAAUCAGGUCAUUUGGCUACCUAUCCUCGACCAAGCACUGCACCAGGGAACAUACAGCAUCCAGUUCGACUGCAACCACUUUUCAGCAAUGCCAUGACAGAACCAAACCUCAAGACUGCAUCAAGUUCCAGACCAAAGUUCUCAACAUGUGAAAAAGCGCAUCAUUUUGCCAGUGGGGGAGAGAAAGGUUUGUUAAGACCAACGUAUUCAAUGGACUAUUCAACUGGAAUAUCCCCAUACCAGCUUCCCAUCAUUAACAAUUAUGUGAUACCUGUACCACCUCCACCCCCCAAACGUGAGAAGAAUAUCAGUGUGAUGAAAUUUGGAACAUCAAGAGGUCGACGAUACCGUCCAACAACUGCACCAAAUGUCUUGGAGCAAUCAUUAAUGAAGGACACAGGCAAGUUCUACAAGCCUCAAGUACACACCAAUGCAUAUGUUACCAUGAUCUAUUUGGGGAAAAAUGUGCAUCUGUGCCAUGACCUUUUUGAUUGCCGCGAUGAAAUAAAAAUAUAUCAACAGCACUGUGGAGGAGAAAAUGUUUGUGUGUACAAAGGCAAAGUGCUAGAGGGAGAUACUUUCCACUUUACCUCCAAGCGGCACCAUGGUUUUCCCUUUAGCCUCACUUUUUAUCUCAACGGUAUGCAAGUGGGCCGGUUAAGUUCUUGCUGCGAAUACAAGCAUCAGAAGGGUACUCGGCUAGGAGGCAAGCACGGACACUUUGGUUUUGUCAAUGUGGAAAGAUCAUCUCCUUGUUACAAGUAUGGCUAA
Molecule: messenger RNA, 1235 nt
Organism: Gekko japonicus
Lineage: Eukaryota; Metazoa; Chordata; Lepidosauria; Squamata; Gekkonidae
Gene: ERICH3
Product: glutamate rich 3
Exons: 9
Coding region: 45-1235 (396 amino acids)
Source: RefSeq, a predicted model, not a curated record